AUGUCGAAAUUGAUAUGUUUACAAGGUUUGAGAGGAAUAUCCAUAUUUUUGGUUGUAUUGUUCCAUUUAUUUCCAAAACAUGUUGUCCAAGGAUUUGUUGGUGUUGAUAUGUAAGCUUUUAUCAUCCUUUUUUGAUGUCUUCAAUCUCGUAAUAAAUAUUUUUCAGGUUUUUUGUGCUUUCUGGUUUUCUGAUGAGAAAAAUACUAACAUUUUUGGAUAUUAUAGAUUUCAAAAAUGUCAAGAAUUUCUACGUGAAACGAAUAAAAAGGAUUCUACCUUUAUAUUACAUUACUGUAUUUUUGACAAUGAUAAUUGUUCUAUUUUUCGUUUUCAAACAUAAUAGAUUAGAUUUCAUUGAAGAUGUGAAAUGGUGUUUGGGUCUUCGUUAUAAUUAUAGAUCAAUAUUUGAAUAUCAAUCGUAUUGGUAUACGGUAAGAUCGAAAAAUAUAUUUUCUUUAAUAGAAACUUGAUACAAUGCGUAUUUCCAGAUUUCAAAAAAUUCGGUAUUUAGCUCAUAUGUGGUCAAUAUGUACAGAAUUACAAUAUUAUUUGUUAGCUCCAUUUAUUCAUUUCAUAUCUAUGAAAUUACAUUAUAUCCUACGAAUUUAUUUUCUAAUAUUUUUCAUUUGUCUCUCUUUUAUGUUCCAAGUUCUAACAACUCCAGAAAAUUCCUACAGCUCUUUGCCUUCAAGAAUUUGGCAAUUUCUUCUAGGUCACUUAGCAUUUGAAUUAUUUGAAAAGAAACCAUACUCUGAAAAUAUGAAAGAGAGAAAAGAAAAAGAAGAAAACGAUAAAAUUAUGACCAUCUAUUUUAUUUUCAUGUUAUUGAUAGUUGUAUUAUCACCGCAAUCAAUAUUUCCAGAGCAACUUUCGAGGUGAGAGCAAAGUUUUUCUCACGAAAGUUCAAUUUAAAAACUCAAAGUAAAUUAUUUCUGAAAAUAAAAUAAAAAAUUCAUUUGCAGAUUAUUAAUGACUUUGCUUACGGCUGCAUUUUGCUAUCACUGUUCAGAAUUAGAAACUUCAAUGUUUGUUUCAAAACCUUUGGUUUUUCUCGGAGAUUUGUCAUACGUGAUAUAUCUCAUUCACUGGCCAAUUAUUACGGUCAUUAGAUACACUAAUUUGAAGGAUGUUGAAAGUUUGGAUUUUUCCGGUUAGUAUUAUUAAAUUUUUCCGUUAAUCAAAUAAAUUGUAUCUUACAUUUAGAAACUAUUUCUAUUCUUUUGAUAACAUUUUCAAUUUCAUAUUCACUUCAUGAAAGUCUAGAGGUUUGUUUUUGUUUGACUUUGACAAUAAAAGGCUGGAUUUUGUUUUAGAAAAAGUUUAUCUCAUGGAGUUUCUCGACAUCUCUCAUUGUUAUUUUUAUAUUUUCUGGUUUAUCUUAUUUUUCACUUGAUAUUUUGAAAAAUCAAGAAUCGAUAUAUUCUUCAUUACAACCUGAAGAACUUCAAAAACAAAUAAUUUUGAAUACGAAAACAGAACAUCUUAUUAAAUAUGUGCACGAUCUUCCAUGUAUUCAAGAAGAUGAUCAAACUAAUUCAAUCAUUGGACAAAAAUCAUGUUUACAUGUGAGUAUUUGUGAUUAUAUUCAUGUUAUUUAUAAUUUUGAAUUAAAAUAAUUUCAAAAAUCAAUUUCAGAAUUCCACUGGUUUCGGGAAAAUUUUAGUGAUAGGAAAUAGUUUGGCAAUACGCGCUUUUCCUUCAAUUUUUGAAUUUUUGAAUGGAAACUAUUCCCAGCUAAAAUUAUAUGCUAGAACAUCUUCAGCACCAUUAUCCAAUGCAAAACCAGCUUAUACAAGUGAUAGUAUUCGUGUAACAAAACAAAUGAAACCUGAUAUGUUAUGGAUUAUUCAAGGAAUGAAGUAAGUCCAGAAAUUUAUUUAAUUUUUUCAAAAAGUAUUUCAUUUUUCAGUGAAAUUGUGUUUUCUCAUCCAAGUUAUAGAGCAAGAAUGACCGACAAAAUACUGGAUAAAACGACACAAAAAGUUUUGGAUAAGUUGAAAAGCAAUGCAAGAAUUGUUGCAAUUGAUUUACCUUAUUACAUAUCACAUGAUAAUACAAGUAAUAUUCUAGCAAGGAAAUUGUUGUACAGACAUGAAUAUGAGCAAUCUAGUACUGUAAAUGCAGCUGUCAGUUAGAUUUGAGAAAAAAAACUACAAAAUUAGAUAAAAUUGUUUUUUAGAUAGUUUCUAAUCAAAUUGCUGGUCAAACACAACGAUUAUUGAAUCUUAAAUGCUCGAAUUGUUUUUUUACUCCAGUUCAAGAGUCUAUAAUGCAACAUCGCAUCGACUUCAUAAAAUAUGAUCUUGAAACAAAGGCAGCCAUUAUUCACGAUGGAUCGCAUUUAUCAAGAUUUACUUAUCGAAAAUUUUUAUAUCCGAGUUAUAUGGAACAUAUAAGGCGUUUCUAUUCGUUGUUUUAA
This is a messenger RNA of Caenorhabditis angaria, 2419 nucleotides long. Lineage: Eukaryota; Metazoa; Nematoda; Chromadorea; Rhabditida; Rhabditidae. The record is from the annotation of a GenBank genome assembly.